Messenger RNA from Papilio polytes (common Mormon), 1595 nucleotides. It is a transcript of the gene Prim2, whose product is annotated as DNA primase large subunit. Gene Ontology annotation, cellular component: alpha DNA polymerase:primase complex. Gene Ontology annotation, biological process: DNA replication, synthesis of primer. The transcript has 2 exons. The record is from RefSeq and is a predicted model, not a curated record. NCBI's taxonomy places the organism in Eukaryota, Metazoa, Arthropoda, Insecta, Lepidoptera, Papilionidae. The coding region runs from base 72 to 1553 and encodes 493 amino acids.
AAUUCGCGCCAAAAUUUAUCUGGCAUUUGCAAUAAAGUUCACAUUGUUUCUAAGUUUUAAAUUAAAUAAACAUGGAUUUAAAAAUUAAAAGGAAAUCGACACGAACCGCAUACACAAGUAAUCUUUUGGAAAGCUACCCACAUGAUCUACAAAUGUAUAAAAUACCACCCAUAGAAGACAUAAGACUGCAAGAAUUUGAAUCUUUGGCUUUAGAAAGGCUAACUUUGUUAAGAUGUUUGACGACUGCUACAACUCUUAAAGGAUUACGAAUAUACUCAGAUGAAUGGAAAGAUUACAUCAUUAAUGAACUAAGGAGCCAAGGGCUAAAAUAUUACGCUAAUUUAUGUGACAUGUCAGGAUGUGGAACCAAUGAAAGCGAUUUACUCGCAAGGCGUAAAGAUCAUAUUGGCCAUUUUAUUCUUAGAUUGGCUUAUUGCAGAACAGAAGAAUUACGCAGAUGGUUUAUUGCAAGGGAGUUAGAAUUAUUCAAGAUGCGAUUUAUGACAAUGUCCCCUAAAGCUGUUGAAGAAUUUUUUAAGAUAAACCAAUUAUGCUACACAAGUAUAUCAGAUGAAGAAAAAAACGAUUUAAUGCCUUAUUUAAGAGAAUCCACAAUGCACCAUAAGAUAGAUACCUCGAAAAUUUAUAAAGUAAAGUUUUAUGAAGUUCUUGAUCUGGUGAAAGCAAGAAAAGUUUAUAUACAAGGCGGAUAUGCAUACAUACCUGACCGGGAUUUUAUAUCUGUUUUAUCUGCACAGUACAGGAUACACUUGAAGCAAAGUUUAGCAAUCGCUUGUCACCAUCUGGGAGAAAUUGAACAGGAUGAGAGGCUUGUUGGCCUGCUUAAAGGACUUCAUCAAUCUUAUGCUGGAAGCGAUUACAGUGAAACAAAAGUAACAAUACCAAUAGAGUCUUUAGAUUCUCUUUCUGUUAAAUCAUUUCCUUUAUGUAUGAGACAACUUCAUGAACAAUUGAGACUAAGCCAUCACUUAAAACAUGGUGGCAGAUUGCAGUAUGGACUGUUUUUAAAAGGAAUUGGAGUAACUCUUGAAGACUCAUUAAGAUUCUGGAGAGAUGAAUUCACUAAAAUAAUGGAAUCAGACAAGUUUGAAAAACAGUAUGCAUAUAAUGUUAGAUAUAACUAUGGUAAAGAAGGAAGCAAGAGGAACUACUCAGCUUUCAAUUGCUUAAAAAUUAUUAAUAAUAAUGUGGGUCCAGGUGAUUGUCAUGGAUGUCCAUAUAGACAUUGUGAUCCAAGCAACUUAAAAAAUAGGCUCAAGGGAUAUGGAAUAGAAAAUCAAGCUCUAAAUGAUAUAGUAGAGAUGGCAAAGAAGGGACAUUUUCAAAUAGCUUGUAGUAAAUAUUUUGAUUCCGCACAUAACACUGACAUUGGACUGGGAAUAAAUCAUCCUAAUCAAUAUUUUGAGGAAAGUCAGAAACUUCUGGCCGGCAACAAGGUGGAAAUUAAGAAAGAAACUAAGGUAGCUAAAAAGGAAGAACCUAAUAGUAUUGAAGAAAUGGAUUUUGAUGAAAUAUCUGAAUGGAAUGAGUAAAAUAAUUCAAUCAAAAGUAAAAAUAUUUGUUUAUUAUUAAUA